AUGGAAGGGGGCCCCUCGAGUUCCUGGAUUGCCGGCGAGCCCUCAGGCGCAGAAGGGGCCCUUUGGGGCCCCCCUCCCUCAGUCAGGCAGAAGCCACUUAUUUCACCUAAGUUUAAGAAGGAGCAGGACCCAACCUAUGGAGACAGCGGGUGUGCUGCAAGUGCUGCAGCGUCGCAUCUGCAGAAUCGGGAGAGGGGCCCGUGGGGCGGCAGCAAACUCGGCUUCGACUUGGGUAUUAAGCGGUAUCUCAGCAGCAGCAGCAGCAGCAGCAGCAGCAGGAACUCGAUCCGCAGCCGCCUCUGUGCUGCAAAUAGCCUUUGGAGGGCCCGCUCUCAGCGGGUAAAUGUCGCGAAGCCGGGUUUCUUUAGAACGGCAUACCGAUACAGAGGCCAUGAAGGCUGCGUAAAUGCAAUCAAAUUCCACCCCACACAACAGUGGCUCUUCAGUGGAGGAGACGAUCUCCGCCUUCUUAUUUGGGAGCCUCGCGUCUGGCCGCGGAUCCCCAAAGCGGAGAUUAGAACAGAGCACACAGACAAUAUUUUCUGCAUCGACUUCGACACGCUGGGUAGCCGCGCACUGACAGCAGCAAAUGACGGCCUGGUGACGCGCAUAUCUUUGGAGGCUUCUGCUGGAGGUGCAUCAGAAUGUCGAAACUUUUAUUCUAUUUAUGGAAGGCUGCAUGCGCCUCUUGUAGAGCGAAUGAGUUCUUUGUCUUUGCCUCUGACGCAUCCGCAUGCAAGGACAGGGCUGUCUGGUGCUGCUUCUGAGAGCAGCGAGACGGCUGAUGGUGGUGGUGGUGCUGCUGCUGCACCCGCAACACCAGAUGCAGACGCAGAUGCACCUACAGCGACGACGCCUGCUGCUGCUGGGGAGCAGGGUGGAACAGCAGCAGCAGCAGCAGCGGCUGCUGCUGCUGCAGUGAGAAGCAACUUGGAUAUUCUUGUAGCAGCAGAUGAAGGCCUUAUUCUCUUUCCCAGAUCAAGGACCCGCGCAUGCUUUGAGGCGAAGUUCAUCGAUACUGCGGGCCACAUUGCUGCUGCUGCUCUUGAGUCGGGCUUUGUGGCGCUUGCAGAUUUCAGAGAGAGGCCUCAAGUGACGCAUGCAAUUAUGCGGAAUACCGGCGACUUCACCAGCGUAGACCCGCACAUCCCUUUGCCUUAUCACCUCGCUUAUGCAGGCAGUUGUGGGGCGGGGAUCCUUGAUCUGCGCACCGCGAAACCCUUCUUGAGACUGAGGGUCCCUGGGAUCGUUGGAGAAGAAGAAGAAGAAGAUACGAGGCAGGUGCUUUGGCAGUCCCGCCGCCACAGCAGCAGCAGCCGCCGCAGCAGCAACAGCAGCCGCCGCAGCAGCAGCAACAGCAGCAGAGGCAGCAGCAACAGCAGCGACGGUGGCGACAGCAGCGGCAGUGACAGCAGUAGUGGAACUUUCGAUACCGCGAGACACCGCAUGAUCUGCAGCAGCAGCAGCAACAGCAGUAUUAGAAGAAGCAGCAGCAGCGAGAGCAGCAACAGCAGCGACAGCAGCAUGCAAGGAGACGAAGAGGUGUGGGUCCCUCCCUCUCGCUCGCGUUUGCUGCUGCGAGCGCAGCAGCAGCCACGCCGCAGCGGCAGACCCUCUGAACGUGGGGAAAGAGAAGAGGAGGAAGAUGCAUCCGGCUCACCAGUAUCUGCUGCUGCAGCUGCUGCUGCUGCUGCAUCUGCUUCGCAGUCAAAGUGUCUAACCACGCCGAGACGGAGGUUCACCCGCAGCAGCAGCAGCAGCCGCAGCCGCAGCAGCAGCAGCCGCAGCCGCAGCCGCAGCAAUAGCAGCAACAUGAGGAGAGACGGAGGCAGCAGCAGAGGCAGAAGCAGCAGCAGGGCCAGAGGCAUUGACACCAACGGCAGCAGCAGCGACAGCAACAGCGAUAGCAGCAAGCAGCACGCUUCAGAUACCCGCGUGGAGAGAGAACCGAACCGCAGUAGCGGUAGCAGCAGCCGCAGAAGCAGCAACAGCAGCAGCAGAAGCAGCAGCAGCAAAAGCCUCACCGGCAGAUUGCUGCGGCGCGGGCGAGGUGGUGUCCCGAAAUUAUCUCCACAUGCCGCUGCUGCUGCAGAUGAAGCAGCAGAGAACAAAACAACGCACAAACGAGAGGGCAGCAGCAGACGGGAAAGCAAAAGCAGCAGCAGCAGCAGCAGCAGUAGCAGCAGCAGCAGCAGCAGAUCGCCUGGCCACGAAUUCGUGCCUACGAAAGGCGAAACGUCUUCUCCAACAAACAGCGGCAAACGCCGCUGCAUCCGUUACAGAAGCAGCAGCAGCAGCAGCAGCAGCAACCCCGCAACAUCUAGUAACAGAAGCACUAGUAGCAAUGACGGCCGCAGCAGCAGCAGCAGCAGCACUGUGAAACCUGCGGCGUCUCCGCAUAGAGAGCCAAGGACCCGACUGCAACACGCGGCAGCGGCGGCAGCAGCAGAAACGGAGGCAGCAGUAGCAGAAAGAGAGGCAGCAGCAGCCGCUGCUUCUGGUGCUGCUGCUGCUUCACGGCGAGGUGUUGAGGCUGAAGAGCAGCACCCACAGACCCAUCGUGUGGUUGGGGGCGCCGCUGCUCUCCAGCGGCAUGCAGCUGGCAGCAGGCUGCCUCGAGGCGCGCAGCAGCAACAGCAGCAGCGGCAACAGCAACGACAACAGCAGGAGCAGCAGCAGAGCGACCCCUCGGAAUCUCGAUUAGAAGAAGAGCGGCAGCGAGCUGCAAGAAGAGACAAUAUAAUUGCUCUGUGUCUCUUAACUGCAGGUAUGCAUCAACAGGGAGGUGGGGAAGCACCUUCCGUAUCUGCUGCUCUUGCUUCUGCUGCUGCAGCAACAGCAACAGCAACAACAGCAGCAGCAGCAGGAGCGCGUGCACCGGAGACUGCAGCGGGCGGUCAAGGAUCUUCCUCGUCUGGAAGGCGUUCUCGACGGGCCUCCCCCCCAUCCCCAGCCUCCCCAGAAGCAGCAGCAGCAGCAACAGCAGCAGAAGCUGCAGCAGCAGGAAGGGGGCCCCCAGGGGACGGAGAAGCAGAGGAGACACCUGAGAGGCGCCGCCGUCUUCGUCGUUCGGUGCCUCUGGAGGAAAUGCAGUCGCUGCGAGAGACAGUGUUGCAGGUUUUGGGAAUCCCCAGACCGCAUGCAGCAGCAGCAGCAGCAGCUGCUGCUGCUGCUUCUGAUGGCGACGGUGAGGGGGGAUCCCACAGCAGGGCCCCUGAGAGGGCCCCACAGAGCGCUCCUGAGAGGCAGAGACGCAGUAGCAACAGCAGUAACAGCAGCAGCAAUAGCAGCAACAGCAGCAGUAGCCCCGUGGAGGCAGCGGGGGCUGCAUCUCCGCAUCAGGAUGAGGAAAGUGAAGGGGCCCCACGUGCAGCUGCUCGCAUUCGUGAGGGGCGCCGCCGCUCCGGCUGGGAUCGGGAAGGGGAUCGGGAUCGGGAUCGGGAUCGAUCCGGGUCUGUUCCUGGAGGUGGAUCCCGAUCCCGAUCCCGGUCUGGUUCUGUUUCGGGGGAUCGAUCCCGUGAAUCGCGGGAUGGAUCCCCAUUGGGGUUAGUUGAGGAGGAGGGUGUGGGGUCUGUAGGAGGCGUGGGAUCGUCUCCUGAGGUACGGGAGGCGCUGCUGCGAGCGGAGGCUGUUGCUACUCAGCUGCCAGCUAUUCGCUUCCCUACCUAUAGGGAGGUCCCUGGGCAGAGGGGGCAGAGGAGACAGAGACACAGAGCAGCAAAACUCGCUAAUGUGCCGUUCGUACAAAUGGUUGAUAAGAUCGUCUUCUCUUGGGAUGGGCGUCUCCUGCUGGCAAUCCGAAGGAGACAGGAACCCCUCAUUUAUAGUACGGACUGGGAGCUGCCUUUGUUUGAACUCCAAAGUGAUGGCUAUACCAACGCCACAACUAUGAAGGGGGGCUGCUUCCUUACUGAUAUGCAGCAUGUUGCAUGCGGCUCUGAGGACCUCCAGGUGCACAUAUGGCAGCUUCCUCGGCCUUUGCCCGUGAAGCCUCUGACUACUCAGGCGUUACCUCGCCGCGUUUGUUUGAGGGGACAUCUUUGUGUAGUAAACUGCUGCGCUAGGUAA
Messenger RNA from Eimeria acervulina, 4068 nucleotides. RefSeq lists its product as hypothetical. Bases 1 to 4068 code for a protein of 1355 amino acids. NCBI's taxonomy places the organism in Eukaryota, Apicomplexa, Conoidasida, Eucoccidiorida, Eimeriidae. The transcript is spliced from 7 exons. The record is from RefSeq and is a predicted model, not a curated record. Gene Ontology annotation, cellular component: Cul4-RING E3 ubiquitin ligase complex; cytoplasm. Gene Ontology annotation, molecular function: protein binding. Gene Ontology annotation, biological process: negative regulation of fatty acid biosynthetic process.